Lolium rigidum is the source of this 1113-nucleotide messenger RNA. Its product is annotated as BTB/POZ and MATH domain-containing protein 2-like. The transcript is spliced from 2 exons. The record is from RefSeq and is a predicted model, not a curated record. Gene Ontology annotation, molecular function: protein binding. NCBI's taxonomy places the organism in Eukaryota, Viridiplantae, Streptophyta, Magnoliopsida, Poales, Poaceae. The coding region runs from base 1 to 1113 and encodes 370 amino acids. Gene Ontology annotation, biological process: protein ubiquitination.
AUGGGUCAAGCGCUAGCUAAGGCCGAGAUCAAGCCUACGUCUUCCGCCGCCGGCGGCAGCGUCGCGCCGCCGCCGCCGGCGCAGACGGCGUCGUCCAUCGUCGCCGAGACCGCGUCCGGAUCGCACGUGCUCAAGAUCGACGGAUACUCCCUCAUCAAGGGGCUCGGCGUCAAUAAGUUUAUCAGGUCCGCCACGUUCAGCGUCGGCGGGCGAAGCUGGCAGAUGAGAUUCUACCCUGACGGCUGGGAUAAGGAAAACGCCGAUAACGUCUCCAUGGCUCUGUUCCUUGUCGACACCGAGGGUACGGACGCCAAAGUGAGGGCCAGGUUCAGCUUGCUCGACCAGGCUCAAGGCACACACCUUCCCGUGCACGAUGAAUGGCAUGUUCCAUUCCCGGUCAAUACUGGGAACGGAUAUGGUAAAUUCUUCGAAAGGAAACUCCUGGAGGAGUCCACCCAUCUAAGAGACGAUUCUUUGGAGAUCAAGUGCGAUGUCACCGUUUUCAAGGAGAUCCGUGUGACGGAGGCCGUCGGGGUCACGGCGAGGUUCGUCGUGGUGCCACCGUCCAACAUGCACCAUCACUUCGGCCGGCUCCUCUCGUCUGGCCAAGGGGCGGAUGUGACGUUUAAGGUUGGGAGGAAGAAGUUUGCUGCGCACAGGUACAUGCUCGCCGCCAGGUCGCCCGUGUUCGCGGCGGAGCUCUUUGGUCCGAUGAAGGAGAAGACCGCGACUUGCAUAGCCAUCCAUGACAUGGAGGCCACAGUUUUCGAAAACAUGCUGCACUUCAUCUACACCGACUCUUUACCAGAGAAUGGAGAUGGCGAAUCGUGCGAGAUGGCUCAGCAUUUGCUUGUGGCCGCUGACAGGUAUAACCUGGAGAGGCUCAAGCUGAUAUGCGAGGAGAAGCUGUGCAGCUAUAUCGACGCAAGCACGGUGGGCACUACAUUGACACUAGCCGAGCAGCAUGGCUGUCUUGGGCUCAAGGAGGCAUGCUUUAGUUUCCUCAAGUCACCUGACAAUGUCAAGGCUUUCGUGUCGACUGAUGGCUUUGAGCAUCUCACGAGUAGUUGCCCCUCAGUUCUGAAAGAGCUUGUUGGCCAGCUUGCUCCCUGA